CUUUCGUCGAGCGUAUGGCGCGUGUCCGUCUCUUACCUUUGGAGGAAGCUUGGACGGAGGCCGAAUGGAAAGGACAUAAUGAGAAUCGCAGAAAGAAAUUCCUGCUCCCCCGCCCCGAAGAGGGGGACAUCGAGUAUUCUUUGUGGGACCUGCUGCGCGCGCGCAACCAACUUGCAGGGAACUCUCCAUCACCACUACAUAGAACGAAUCAGCCUUCAACACAGAAUACGCCAAAGGAGACUUUGGUGGCGGAGAUGUGGCGGAAUCAUAUGAACGGAGAGGAGGAUGCGGCAAUGGAGGCUUUGGUGGCGGAGAUGUGGCGGAAUCAUAUGAAAGGAGAGGAGGAUCGCGAAAUUUCCCUGAAAGUCAACGGGCAACUCAGGUUCAGGCCGCCGCCGGGUCUUUAAGGUCUCGAAUUCUAUGGAUGAAUCUAUAGAUUAAGCGCGAAAAAUGAAUGGGGCAGUGCAUGACGACUUCUAUGGUUGCAUAAGUAGCCACGUUUUGUGCCCUUCUUUGUUGUAGCGGUUGUGAUUGAAGGGUCGUGAUUGAAGUAGAUGAUUAUGCAUUUGAAUUAAGACCAUUACUUACAACACCAUGUUCUUCAAGUAGGGAUAUUUACUAUAUUCCAUAUAUCUGGAGAGAAAGACGCCUCCUGAGGUGUAAGUAUAAGAAGAAGAAGUACCGAAGAGAAAAGUAGAGAGCAAGAUUAGGAGGAAAUUAUUCGACAUUCCUCGUGUAGUUGCAUCAGAGUUAUUGACCGUAUUUCGGUUAGUGUGGAAGCAGCAUAGAAUGAUCGACCGUAUUCGCGAAGUUGUUGAAUUAGCUGGCCCUGCUUAAAAGUCCGUCAAGUAUUAACAGUUACCGAGUAUAAGAGCAAGCAAAAUACUUACGCAAAAUGCUUACUCAGCUGCAAAAAAAAAUGAGUCAUGCAUUUGAAUAUGAAUGCCAAUGUUACAUCAGAUACGUAUGAAAACCAAUGGUGGAUCCUGGGCUGUAAGCUUUGGGAGUUCUCA
Amoebophrya sp. A25 is the source of this 1013-nucleotide messenger RNA. Lineage: Eukaryota; Dinophyceae; Syndiniales; Amoebophryaceae. The record is from the annotation of a GenBank genome assembly.